Molecule: messenger RNA, 2152 nt
Organism: Paramecium pentaurelia
Lineage: Eukaryota; Ciliophora; Oligohymenophorea; Peniculida; Parameciidae
Source: the annotation of a GenBank genome assembly
AUGAGUGAAAUAUUAUAGUAAGAGGAUGAAAUUUAAUUAGAUUAAGAAAAUAUUAGAGGAUACUUGGAUGAUGAAAUUUUAGGAUAGAUAGUUGAACAAUAUUCACAUUAAGGACUUACAAAUUAAACAAUAAACUAAUAUACUUAGUUAGUUUCAAGAGGUUGCUAAUUAGUAAAUUUAAAUAACUUAUUUUUCAGUUGCAUCCAUUAUUACCCAAGCUACCAGACUAGAAAGGAGUUAAAUUUAUAAGUUAACAAGAAUUACUCAAUUUAGAUAAAACUUUGUUGGGACGACUUGAGAGUGAUUAGAGAUUUAGAACAUAUAGAGAGAAGAUAAUGCGUAACCAUUCUCAAUCCUAUGUGCGAAAAUUCAAUCUAACUGACAAGAGUUAAUCUAUUUUGAAUGAAAGCUGUUGUUUAAAAGAAUAGAUUGCAUUUUAAUUGGAUCAUAAUAAAACUUAGUUAAAGUACUAAGAAGAAUAAUAAAAACAAAAUAUCAUGAGAACAACAUUUGCUAGAUCAAGAUCUUAUAACCAUAAUAAGUUACCAAAAAUAAAAACUUAUCCAGCCAAGAUUGAUGAAGAAGGAUAAAUUAUGCCAGCAAUAAAAGCAAAAGUUAUAUAAGUUCAACAACCUGAAGAAGAGAUUACAAUACCUACUCACUAUUUAGGAUGGAUAGAUUCUUUUUAUGGAAAAUGGAGACCUUAAAUGAGAGAAGGAGCUUCAUUAAAUAAUAUAUCAGGAAAAUUAUAUUUGUUUGGAGGAAUAAGUAGCCAACUUUUUAAUGAUAUUGUUAUUUGGGAUCAUAAGGAUUGGUUUCAACCUCAAAUAAUUGGAGAGAAGGCUCCUUUUGGUAGAACCAAUCAUAUUCACUGUGUUUAUAGAAGAAAUAUCUAUAUAUUUGGAGGUGAAAAACCCUAUGAUGGUUAAUAGAGAAUAAGAGAAAGCACUAAUGAUUUUAGAGUAUUUAAUACAGGUAUUUUGAAAGAUAUAUGAAAUAGAAAAUAAUGAAUUCAAAGCAUUGAGGUUUGGAGGAGAAGUAAUUGAAGGGAGAAGGGGAGCAUCUGGAGCUAUUGUAGGAAAGCAUAUUAUUAUACAUGCAGGUAUCAAUACUAAAGGAAAAUAUUUAAGUGAUUUAUAUCACUAUGAUAUUUAGAACAAUAAAAUGAUUUUAAGUUAGGUAGAAUAGAAUGAUUUCUUUUCUAAUGGAAUUGCCUUUCAUACACUCAUAUCUGUUUUUAGUAGUUCAAGAAAUAUUCAAAUUUAUAAAAACUAUAUGGAUCCAGAGGAAAUGAAAGAAAUCAAAUAUAAAGUAGAAGGUGUAUACUUGUUUGGUGGAGAAUCAAAAAUUGGAACUUUAUAUUCUGGUUUAUAUAUGCUGAAUCCUUGUACACGUCCUAUGUAAUGGUCUUUAGUUUCUGGAAAAGGAAAAUUACCAAGUAAAAUAAAUUGAAAUUAAAAUAUUAGUCUCUAGAUAUAAACAUUCUGCUUCUUAUUGUGAUAGAUAGGGAAUUAUAAUUAUUUAUGGUGGCAUAAGUGAAUCAUCUACUUUCUUAAAUGAUUGUCAUAUUUUCAAAAUUGAAACUUAAUCUUGGAGUAUUGUUGAUUUUGAGUAAAAAGAAGGUAGAGCAGGUCAUUGUGCUGUUGUGGAUGAUCAUAAACUUAUGAUUUUUGGAGGUUAUAAUGAAACUGGAUUUCUUAGUGCUGAAUUUUAGGUUCUAGAAAUCGAUUCUAUGAUUGCUUAUCGAAAUAGAAGAUAAGCAAAUAUAUCUAAUCAUCUUCAAACAAAUCCAUUAUAAUUAUCGACAAGUAAUUAAAAUGUCAAAACAAAGCAAUAAAUUUAUACUGAUAGAAUGACUAAAAUAAGAGAAUAAGUUGCUAGUCUUUCUUAUAAUAUUAAAUCUUUUAUACCUAAACCUAUCAUGAAAUAAAUAUCUGCUAAAAAUCUCAACAAAAUUAAUAAAGAAUAAAUGCUAUUUUCUUAAAGAUUAAAUGAAGAGACUUCUGAAUUAAUCAAAGAUUUUGAUUAUGUAGAAGAAAGCAAAGAUGAAAUGAAAGCUUCUUCCAAAUUAGAUGGCUCUCCACAUUCAAAUAAAAAAUUUACUGAUAGGCGCUCAAUUUCAAUUAGAAAUUUAUAACCAUUUUCCCAUUGA